AUGGCUACCCGUAAUAUUCUCUUUAUCAGUGCGAAUAGAGGCCUCGGGCUGGGGCUGCUGAAGGUCUUCAAGGAAAGCGGAUACAAUGUCUUCGGCAUCGAAAUCAUCGCUGCCGCCGCCCAAAGCUAUGGCAAUGAUCGAGCUCUCGAUGUUCUGUUGGACACUACCGCCGAAUCGCUGAUUUACCAGUACCGUAUCAUAACGGUAGGACUAUUACUCGCCAGCAAAUCCCUCCUCCCAAGCCUUAAAAAGAGCAAGUUUGUUAAAAUCGUCAACAUUACCUUGGAGUGGAUAUCCAUUGCAGCCAACAAUUGCAGAACACACAUCAGCUACCGCGUACCCAAAUCGGUACUCAAUGCGCUCAGAAUCUCGGUUGCCAUUGAGCUCAGGGCGGCGGAGGAGAACAUUGCUGUGCUUUGUGUCAACCCUGGCGAGGUUCCAACCAAACUCAGCCGAUGGGCCGGAGAUAUUGAUCUAAACGACUCUGUGCGCAGCAUGUAUGAGCAGAUCGAGAAGGCCACCAUCGAGAACACCGGUCUGUUUGUGAACUGGAGGGGCCACAAAUAG
Messenger RNA from Ilyonectria robusta, 567 nucleotides. RefSeq lists its product as uncharacterized. NCBI's taxonomy places the organism in Eukaryota, Fungi, Ascomycota, Sordariomycetes, Hypocreales, Nectriaceae. Bases 1 to 567 code for a protein of 188 amino acids. The record is from RefSeq and is a predicted model, not a curated record. Gene Ontology annotation, molecular function: oxidoreductase activity, acting on the CH-OH group of donors, NAD or NADP as acceptor. The transcript is spliced from 6 exons.